Nylanderia fulva is the source of this 1832-nucleotide messenger RNA. RefSeq names its product alpha-enolase (gene Eno). Gene Ontology annotation, cellular component: phosphopyruvate hydratase complex. Gene Ontology annotation, biological process: glycolytic process. Lineage: Eukaryota; Metazoa; Arthropoda; Insecta; Hymenoptera; Formicidae. The record is from RefSeq and is a predicted model, not a curated record. Gene Ontology annotation, molecular function: phosphopyruvate hydratase activity; magnesium ion binding.
GAAAUUGAUCCCUCCUUCUCAGAAACGUCAAAAGCGAUAAAAAUUCAUUAAUUUCAACAUAUUCGCGGAGAUAAAUUUUUUUUCAUUCUCCUAACUUAUUUUCGCGCGCCUCUCUCGCAAUCGAUACCUCUCCGCUUGCAUCACGACGGAGGUCAUCCGGUAGGUCAAAUCUCAUUCCUCGCCAAACCAUUCGUGGGAAUCGUCGCGUGUGACAGAUCAGUGUUUUAAUCUCAGCAAGGCGCUUUUCCUCAGCAAGUUGCAUCAAAAUGCCCAUUCAAAGCAUCAAAGCUCGUCAGAUUUACGACUCUCGUGGAAAUCCUACAGUAGAGGUUGAUCUCGUCACUGAAAUUGGUUCCUUCCGUGCAGCAGUGCCAUCCGGUGCAUCCACUGGAGUUCACGAAGCCCUAGAACUAAGAGAUAAUGAUAAAUCUAAAUAUCAUGGAAAAUCUGUUUUUAAAGCCAUAGAGAAUAUUAAUUCCAUCAUUGUUCCUGAAUUGUUAAAGGCCAACUUGGAAGUUACGCAACAAACAGAUAUUGAUAACUUCCUGCUGAAGCUGGAUGGCACACCAAAUAAAUCCAAACUUGGAGCAAAUGCAAUUUUAGGUGUCUCUUUAGCAAUUUGCAAGGCUGGUGCUGCUAAAAAGGGUUUGCCCUUGUAUAAAUAUAUCGCCGAAUUGGCUGGCAACAACGAUAUCAUUUUGCCAGUGCCAGCAUUUAAUGUAAUCAAUGGUGGCUCUCAUGCUGGUAACAAGCUAGCCAUGCAGGAGUUCAUGAUUUUACCUACCGGUGCAGCCAACUUCACCGAAGCCAUGAAAAUGGGCAGCGAGGUGUACCAUCACUUAAAGGCAGGCAUCAAGAAGAAGUUCGGCCUCGACGCCACUGCUGUUGGUGACGAGGGUGGAUUCGCACCCAACAUUUUGGAAAAUAAGGAAGCUCUCAACUUAAUUAUAGAUGCUAUUAAGAUUGCCGGUUACGAAGGAAAGAUCAAAAUUGGCAUGGACGUUGCCGCUUCUGAAUUCCACAAGAAUGGAAAGUACGAUUUAGACUUCAAGAAUGAAAAGUCCGAUCCAAGCACAUACCUGGAACCGGAAGCAUUGAAAAACUUGUACUUGGAAUUUAUCAAAGAUUUUCCGAUUGUCUCGAUUGAAGAUCCCUUCGAUCAGGAUGGCUGGGAUUCCUGGACGGCUUUGACCGCGGCCACUCCUAUUCAAAUUGUCGGAGACGACCUUACCGUCACAAAUCCUGAAAGAAUCCAGACGGCCAUCGAGAAGAAAGCAUGCAACUGCUUGCUGUUGAAAGUCAAUCAAAUCGGUAGCGUAACCGAAUCCAUCAAUGCGCACAAGCUCGCUAAGAGUAACGGCUGGGGUACAAUGGUUUCCCAUCGUUCCGGAGAGACGGAGGAUACGUUUAUCGCCGACCUGGUCGUUGGUCUCUCGACCGGCCAGAUUAAAACCGGCGCGCCCUGUCGCUCGGAACGUCUGGCCAAGUAUAACCAGAUUCUGCGUAUCGAGGAGGAACUGGGCGCCGCUGCGAAAUACGCCGGCGAGAAAUUCCGCAACCCUCAUGCUUAAGUAAAAUCGUAACAUACCUGUCAGAGUUGGUUAUCACUAAGCUUUUAGCUACCUCUAAUUAUUCUGAGAAAGAAUCGUUUACUUUCGUGAUCGCACUGGUGCGAUCAGUAAUGUAGUCUGAAGACUUAUAUUAUUUUUGUAACCUCCUGAUAUGUAAUCGAUGCACAUUGUAUAAAACAAUAGGGAGCAUGCUAAAUUAUCCCAAUCAAUUGAAAGGAAAUUACAAAUUAAAAGAAGUAAAGUUUAAAAUAUAGAAAUUUA